AUGGCAAACCGUUUCCUCCGGCCAAACCUCAUCAACCGUUUCUCCACCAUGAGUCCCGUCGGUCCUCCGGCCACCGUCGUCCCUGAGAUUCUUUCCUUUGACCAGCCAAAACCAGAUGUUGACCUUGAUCUGUCCGACCAAUCUCGACUCUUCGCUUCUGUCCCAAUCUCCGACCUUGUGCGUUCAACGGCCGUUCUCCAUGCUACGGCUAUAGGCCCUAUGGUCGAUCUUGGCUCUUGGGUCAUGAGUUCGAAGCUCAUGGAUACGACCUUUACACGAGACUUAGUCCUCAGUUCCGUGAAAGGAACGUUUUACGACCAUUUUUGCGCCGGAGAAGACGCGGCUGCUGCCGCGAGGCUCGUGAGAAGUGUGUAUGAGUCGACGGGACUAAAAGGGAUGUUGGUCUACGGCGUAGAACACGCCGAAGACGGUGGCGCGUGUGAUAGCAACAUCGAGAAAUUCAUUGAGACUGUUGAAGCUGCUAAAACCCUUCCUACGUCUCAUCUAAGCUCAGUGGUGGUGAAAAUUACAGCGAUUUGUCCAAUGAGUCUCCUAAAACGAGUAAGCGAUUUGCUCCGGUGGCAAUACAAGAACCCAAAUUUCAAACUUCCAUGGAAACUCAAUUCAUUCCCGGUUUUCUCCGGUUUAAGUCCUCUCUACCACACAACCUCAGAACCAGAGCCAUUAACCGCAGAAGAAGAACAAGAGCUUGAAAAAGCUCACGAACGCCUCAAAUCCGUAUGUCAAAGAUGCCAAGAAUACAAUGUACCGCUACUAAUCGAUGCCGAAGACACAAUUCUCCAACCGGCGAUCGAUUACAUGGCGUAUUGGUCGGCGAUCACGUUUAAUUCCGACAAAGAUCGACCAAUCGUUCACAACACGAUUCAGGCUUAUCUAAAAGAUGCAGGAGAGAGAUUGCACUUGGCUUUACGAGAAUCCGAGAAAAUGAAUGUUCCUAUUGGGUUUAAACUAGUUAGAGGUGCUUAUAUGUCUAGUGAAGCUAAAUUAGCAGAUUCCUUGGGUUACAAGUCACCGGUCCACGACACCAUUCAAGACACACAUUCUUGCUACAAUGAAUGUAUGAGUUUCCUCAUGGAAAAAGCCUCGAAUGGAUCCGGCAUUGCCGUUAUUCUAGCGACGCAUAACACUGAUUCAGGUAAACUAGGGGCAAGGAAAGCAAGUGAACUUGGGAUCGAUAAAGAGAACGGGAAGAUUGAGUUUGCGCAGCUUUACGGGAUGUCUGAUGCAUUGUCUUUGGGAUUGAAAAGGGCCGGUUUCAAUGUUAGCAAGUACAUGCCGUACGGCCCCGUCGCAACCGCGAUUCCUUACCUUAUUCGACGGGCAUACGAGAACCGCGGUAUGAUGUCUACCGGUGUUCUAGACCGCAAACUUAUGAGGAUGGAGCUUAAGAGGAGAAUACUGGUUGGGUGA
Messenger RNA from Microthlaspi erraticum, 1431 nucleotides. Lineage: Eukaryota; Viridiplantae; Streptophyta; Magnoliopsida; Brassicales; Brassicaceae. The record is from the annotation of a GenBank genome assembly.